UACGACAGACCACAGGUGUUUUUAAUUGCAGGACGUCCAGUAAUGAAGAGCGUGACAACAUAACUAAACGGCCCCGUUUGACCGUGAAUAAGAGCUUUGAAAUUAAGCUUUAUAUGUUUUUUACGGAAAAAAAUAGCACAAAAAUGACUUUAAACGACUGUCAGUUGGCUGUUAUCCUCUUGCUGCUUCUUGGCUUCACGCACCACCAAGUAACAGGAAUCUGCGACGUGGAGAUUUGCGCCACCAACCCAGAAAGGUGCGUCCUGUCUAAAGACGAGAGCACCUGCAAGUGUGUGGAAGGAUUUUAUGAUGACAAUUGUGGCAAAGAUGCACACAUCAAAGUCUUGUGCACUAAGACGUACAUGGGAGUCAGAGCACGCGAAGAAUUCUUCAUGUAUUACAACACGCCGGUCACGUCUUUGCACCUGCCCAAUAGGUCAUGCAAAGCAUACAGGGAGGUAAUCAACAAAGUUCCGUACUACAUGGUCAAGGUAGCAAAAAAUGAAUACAUCGGAUGUGGAGGCAAAUCGCUUGAGAAAAACUUCACUCAUGUCACAUACACCCUGAGUCUUCAAUCAGAGCCUCAGGCCAUUGGAAACAUCAUCAGAGAUCCUGUCAUCAAACUGGAUUUCACAUGCAUCUUUCCAUUCAUCAGAACAGUCAGCCUGCCUUUUCCAGUUGAACCCAUUUCCAGUGAGGCGAUGGUGCGUGUCGAUGAGCUAGAUGCGACCAUACAGAUGAUGUUGUACACGGAUCAUAGCUACACUACAGCUUUCAGCAGUGCCCCCACUGUUGAGCUAGGGGAUCAGGUGUAUGUUGAGAUCACCGUGACGGAGCCUGCAGACUUUUUCCUCCUUCGCAUCAAUGACUGCUGGGCCACACAGAGUCAGCAAGCCAAUGCCUCGGAGGGAUUGGUUCACAGCCUGCUUUUGAAUGGGUGUGCGACCGAUGACACAGUUGCCUUCCACAGCCUGAGCGAGGGAGAGUCUGGCCUUAAUGGGCAGAGCUCCACCAUUCACUACAGCUUCGCCAUGUUCCGAGGCCUGCUCCGGCAGCCCCAAACUCCAAAUAGGAGGACGCCGCCGCCCGCAGCCCCGGCGACCUCUAUCCAGCUGUGCGAUGUGUGA
Messenger RNA from Hippocampus comes (tiger tail seahorse), 1127 nucleotides. RefSeq lists its product as uncharacterized. The record is from RefSeq and is a predicted model, not a curated record. The transcript is spliced from 9 exons. The coding region runs from base 114 to 1127 and encodes 337 amino acids. Lineage: Eukaryota; Metazoa; Chordata; Actinopteri; Syngnathiformes; Syngnathidae.